AUGAAGAGAAAUGAUUCUUAUAUUAACAAUCUAACAAUAGGCUCCAAAAUCAUUGGCAGCCAUCAAUCCACUGAUUUCAAGAAAUUACUUGAUAUCUUUCUUAAAUUAAUAGGUGAACACCCGGUUAUUGAUAUUUGGUUUAUUCAAGAAAUCAGAUUUGUGUCUCAGGAACAAUUUACUUAUAUCAACACAAUAUUAAAACAACACAAUGCACAGCUUAGAAUGCAUCAUUUUAAAGAUCUAACUGGUUUUCUUAUUCAUUCGCCACAUGCGAAACUAAAAUUUAACAUAAAUGAACAAGAAAUCUAUCACACACCUCAUUUUGAAGGACGUAUUAGCAUCUUGGCAAUUACGUUAAUUACAAAUGAGAACAUACUUUUGAUUAAUAACUAUUUGCACAGUGGAGAUAUGGAUGCACAGAUGACUCACCUAAACGCAUUUACUAAAUAUAUUGCAAAUUUAAAAAAAAACCCUAACAAUCACAAUAUAAUUUAUGGUGGUGAUUUUAACCACAUUAUGCUGCUAGAUGAUGUUCAACUACCACUGAAUCAAAAUAGUUAUACAUUCACCAAAAAAGAGCUGGAAAUCAUUCAGUUAAUGUCACGUUUUUAUAAUAAAUGGAAACUUCAAGAUUCUUUCCAAAUAUUUAAUAACAUGCGACCAACAAAUUUUCAUUCUAACGAAUCUGUCAAGAAACGGUUAGAUAGAAUAUAUAUUGACUCCAGGAUUAGAAGAAAACUUAAAAAGUACAGACUUCUACAAGAGUUUAAACAAAUUUCGACGCAUAAAAUAAUAGCGACGUCUUUCCAAAUCCAAAAAUAA
Messenger RNA from Candida dubliniensis CD36, 822 nucleotides. RefSeq names its product polyprotein of L1-like non-LTR retrotransposon zorro 3. Lineage: Eukaryota; Fungi; Ascomycota; Pichiomycetes; Serinales; Debaryomycetaceae. The coding region runs from base 1 to 822 and encodes 273 amino acids. Gene Ontology annotation, molecular function: catalytic activity. The record is from RefSeq and is a predicted model, not a curated record. The transcript has a single exon.